UAAAUCGAUAUUUAUAUUUAAUACCAUGUUGAGUAGUUAUUGAACUUCAUAAGAACAUGUUUGAGAUUGGCAAUGGCUAUUUAGUUUAGUAAAGAUGUCAUCCGCAUGGUACAGUGCUGAAUUUGUGGGCAAAUCACCAACAGCUGAGAAAUGUGGAGGAAAACUAGAUCAACCCGUUCUUGAUUCAUUAAAUGGAGAUGGCGCUGUCGAGACCCACUUGCCUGCUGACGGAUUUCAAGCCAGUGAUCGGCUGCCUGGUGGAAGAAAUACCGGUUGCAGUGGCCGACCGGCAAGUGGCAGCGAUGGCCGACCGGAAAGUGGUAGCAGUGGCCGGCCUGCGAGUGCAUGCAGCGACCUGUCUUGUGAGAAUCAUCCGGAAAUGAUAUUGGAUACGUUCUGUGGUUUCCAUGACGAGGUGCUGUGUCAGAGAUGUGUAACUCUUCAUCACAGAUUCUGUACGGGCCUCACAGCGUUAUCAGAAAUGAAAGACCUGGCGAAAUCUAAAGAUGUCAAACGUUCUGUGAAAGAUCUUACGGACGCUAGGGAAAGACUAAUAAAAAUAAAGCAAGCAAAGCAGGAAGAAAUAAAGAGAAUUGACCAUGAAACUGCUCAAGCCAUCAAGGAUUUGGAAGAUUUUCGGGAAUUGAUUAAUUGGGUUCUUGACCGCAUGGAGAGAAAAGGGAAGGAAUAUCUCCAAAAACGUCACAAGGAAUUCUCUGAGGACGUAAAGGCAGAUUUAGCAACAUGUAAUGACACUUUGUUUUCGAUUGAAAAACAGCUAAAGAAAGCUUCAAAAGAAGAAAGCGAAAAGGGUAAUUUAGCAAAACGAUUUGUAAAAUUGAAGAAAGAUGCAGCUAUUCUCCAAAAAGCAUCCAGUAUUAUUUCAUCAAUGAAAAAUACUGAGAAAUCUCGACCCCUGAUUAAAUUUACAGUGGACCCGAAAGUUGAACAAUUCGCUAGAAGCCUGUCAUGGUAUGGCAAGGAUAAGACGUAUCUUGCAUGCGAGCCGGCUGUGAGUUUUCCCCAUCUUUACACAGUAAAGGCUGAUAACCAGUUUGACAUACGUUGUAAGGGUGAACGUAACGUAUGCGUCAUUUCCGACGGCUGUCAGAUGCCGGACGGCACUUUACUGCUUGUGGACGAAGCUAACGUUUGUAUGAAACAGCUAGACGUCUUGUACAAAUUGGUUGACUGCUUGAAACUUCCUGCAAAGCCUCUUUGCAUAGCUCACGUCAACGACGGCACAGCUGCCGUGGCGCUGGACACCGGCGCUGACUCUGUGUUACAAUUAAUCAAGAUUGGUUCAAAGAAAUCAACACUAGAUCUGAGUUUUACAGUGUACGGAAAAUGCACUGGCUUGGCUAGUGAUGGGGAGUUUUUAUUUGUAGCAACUAUAAAUGCAAUUACCCAAUACUCGCUGACAGGCGAUCACGUGAAAGAUAUCCAUAAAGACACAAAUUUAACAUUCGGAAAGGUCGUUCUAGGCAUUGACAGAGAGACUUUUUGGACAAUCAGUCAUAGACGAACAGUUGUGGCUUUGGAUAUGUCCGGUGAAGUAUUAGGGUCAAUUGACGCUGGCGAAACCUCCGACACAUUAUCGAUCGCCAUGGACAACCUUGGGCACAUUUUUACUGCCGGCCAUACAACUAACAGCGUUACACAGUUCAAACACGAUUUUGAAAAACUUGGGGCAGUGCUCAAUCAUAAAAACGGAGUGAAAUCUCCGCUCACCCUCGUGUUUGACCGUAUUCAAAGACGAUUUGUCGUUACUAUGAAAGGCAAAAAUGUUGUGAAAGUGUUCGAUUUGAAAUAAAUUAUACCGAACAUAUCACAUGUUUAUGAGUUUGAUAUGUUCUAGUUGUUCCGAAAUAAAAUAUUUGAAUAACCUUUUACAUAUAAAAAAAAUCCUCGUUUUUUGUCAA
Messenger RNA from Mya arenaria, 1922 nucleotides. RefSeq lists its product as uncharacterized. Lineage: Eukaryota; Metazoa; Mollusca; Bivalvia; Myida; Myidae. The transcript is spliced from 2 exons. Bases 95 to 1813 code for a protein of 572 amino acids. The record is from RefSeq and is a predicted model, not a curated record.